AUGUUUGCCAACAAGCUGCUCUAUGAGAAUGCGCCUGAACGCGAACACAGACGCCACGGGUCCUCAAAGAGGAACUCGUAUACUGACGAACGUGAUUUUGGUACAGACAAGCUUUCUGCCCCAUGCACGCCAGCCGAAUACAUCCCUGACACUCCAGUACAUGAUGAGAAUGUGACGUCAAGGACGGGUGGUGUGAGAUACACCCCCUUUUCUUACCCUUUAUCGGAAAGCCGGGCAUGUCGCGCGCCUGAUUCACUACCUUAUCCCAACUUCGAGCUCUAUGCAGAUCUGUACGAACCUGGCAGCCAAGCUGAAGACAUUCCCGCAUACUCCGGACCCAGGCAUGUGAAAUACGCGCUCGACAAGAAUGUGGUCUACGAUGUCGAACCUUCACAACACUCAGGGCUCUAUCGUUUGACCCAGCAUACUCCUCGAGCAUCCGAUGUUGUAUCCCGAUUUCCACAACUUUAUGGCCGCCGCAACAAUUCGAACCUCUUCCCACCCUAUGAUCAUUAUGAUAAAGCAGUGUACGGACGACCAACUAGUACGUUGCAUGUCACAAAUUCUACCGGACAAUGUCGGCAAGAUAAUGUCUCACCACUGUAUGAAGAUGCUGAGGGGUUUGGUAGACCGGCAGCGAUCACAGCUCUUAAGAGGACCGCAGAACAUGGUCCAGGCAUGCAUCAUCAAUAUGGUAGUUGUUUGAGCGUUCCGAGAAGAGAGGGACUGGACGCGUUCGAUUUGCAGCUUCUAGAGACUGCGCAGAUGGACGAAGCCAUCGGGUAA
Messenger RNA from Lithohypha guttulata, 786 nucleotides. RefSeq lists its product as uncharacterized. The record is from RefSeq and is a predicted model, not a curated record. Lineage: Eukaryota; Fungi; Ascomycota; Eurotiomycetes; Chaetothyriales; Trichomeriaceae. The coding region runs from base 1 to 786 and encodes 261 amino acids. The transcript is spliced from 2 exons.